Molecule: messenger RNA, 2615 nt
Organism: Sphaeramia orbicularis (orbiculate cardinalfish)
Lineage: Eukaryota; Metazoa; Chordata; Actinopteri; Kurtiformes; Apogonidae
Gene: hnrnph3
Product: heterogeneous nuclear ribonucleoprotein H3 (2H9)
Exons: 8
Coding region: 1035-1871 (278 amino acids)
Molecular function (GO): RNA binding
Source: RefSeq, a predicted model, not a curated record
ACACACAUUAACACUGUUCAUUCUCACUGUUGAUUCCAUGAAAGUAUAUCAUUUACAACAAUAAAAGCAAGCGCAUACAUAUCGGGAGUAAAAACUUUGGAAUGUGAUCUGUGUAUGUAUAUAUUUUCAACCCAGAUUGUCAUAAAAUUUGUCCAGGUUUACAGGUGAAUAACAUCAAUAUCAGUUGACUCUUAUUCAUGCUACAUAGUGUUUGUAGAACAAUUAAACUUCUCACAUUUACAAGCCCUUUUUUGAACAGCACAAGAUGUAACUUUGAUGUUUGGCAUCCUGAAACAUCCAGAGUGCUUCCAAAUGCUCUUUGAACUUUGCUUGCAGCCAGUGCAUUACUUGACAUUGUCUUUUCUCCCAUUUUUACAAAUUUGACCUUCAGUAGGUCAUUUACCAGUUCUUUUGGUCAGCAGGGUUAUGUAUCUGCAUUGCCUUGACAUGUCCGUGUCUUAUGGCCAAAAGGCCUAAUGUAUGUUUGUUCUUACAGUUUAGUCUUACUGUGUUAACUUGUCUUUGUUAUGAAAUGUUAGUAAUGUUAUCACUAUAUUAUAGUCAGGUUAACAUAUGACUUAGAUGUGCUCUCUAAAACUUUCUUAAAGGAUGGUAUGGGCUGGGCUGGAUUGGCUGAGGGGAGACAUUAUUGAUCUGGAGUCAGCACCAUGAUGCAGCUAACUGAAAGUGAUCAAAGAAAUUAUCAUGAAUUAGAAUUUCUUUCUUUCUUUCUUUCUUUCUUUCUUAACAAUAUGUACAUUUUUUUACUUGUUUGCAUUGAUAUUUCUAAAUUCAGUAAUAAAUUAGAAAAGUUUGCACUAUUUCGCCACCCUGACUUUGCUGGCUCCAGGUUGGUAUUUGUUUCAUUCUCCUGCUGGGCACAUGAUAAUGCAAAUUAAAUCCUCUCAGAUCUCCCUUUUAAUCCAGUUUUAUGAUAUAAUACAGCUGUUAUUUAUCCGCUGUGUAUUACUGUAAACCUAAAAAGCAGUGGGUGUUGUUCUAUCUCAUCAGUCUACCUACCGACCAAUGUAUUUAUGUGUGCUUGGGUUGAAGGGUUGAGAAUCGUGCCAAAUGGGAUUACUCUGCCAGUGGACUACCAGGGGAGGAGCACAGGGGAAGCCUUCGUGCAGUUUGCCUCAAAGGAGAUAGCAGAAAAGGCUCUGGGGAAACACAAGGAAAGAAUAGGGCACAGGUAUAUAGAGAUUUUUAAAAGCAGUCGUAAUGAGAUCAGAGCCUACUAUGAGGUACCUCGACGGGGGAUGGGAGGCCAGCGACCAGGACCCUAUGACAGACCCAUGAUGGGGGGACCCAGGGGAGGUUUUUUUGGUCCUGGACCAGGCCGUGGCGGUGCUCUGAUGGACACCAUGAGGAGUGGAGGUGGCUAUGGUGGAGGUUAUGGUGGCUUUGACAACUACAAUGGAUUCAACAAUUACUGUUUUGGCAACGGCAUGUUUGAUGAACGACUGAGAGGAGAGAGGGGAGGAAGAGGGAUGGGAGGCCAUGGUUACGGUGGUCAAGGUGACAGUGGCUCAGGCUUCCACAGUGGUCAUUUUGUUCACAUGAGGGGUUUGCCUUUCCGUGCCACAGAGGGAGAUAUUGCUAAAUUCUUCUCACCUUUGAACCCCCUGAGGGUCCACAUCGAUGUGGCUCCUAACGGGAAGUCAACAGGAGAAGCAGAUGUGGAGUUCCGCUGCCAUGAAGACGCCGUGGCUGCCAUGUCCAAAGACAAGAACCACAUGCAACAUCGCUAUAUUGAACUGUUUCUCAACUCUACUUCCAGUGGAGCAGCUGAAAUGAGCCGUGGCGGUUACUAUAGCAACUCAGGAGGUGGUGGAGGAUCACGAAGCAGUGGUUUGCGUGGCGGAUACUGACAUCAUCCUCAUUUUCCAGUCCAUCCAGAUGUUUGUCUCACUUCUCCUUAGACCACAUUUACUCAUAGCUGGAGAGCUGAUCUGAAGUCACUUGUUUAACAGCAGAUAAGUAUGGGUUUAGAGUUUAACCUCAGAUACUUGAUGGUGAAGAGCAGAACAGCACAAGUUAAACCAGUGGUGCUGUUGAAGGUCUGGAUUAUGUGGAUACAUCUACCAAAACAUUUGACUAUUGAGAAAUUUUUCAAGAUUCACACAAAUGUCUCCUUGUAAAUACUAAAACAGUUUACAACUACUUCUGAAGGACACCCUUGAUUUGUUGUACUAAUGAGCAAAAACUAUUUGGAAUAGUAUUAUCAGAACACAGUUGCUUUGGUUUGGAUGUCCAAUGUUUUUGUAAAAAAAAAAAAAAAAAGUAUAAAUAAAAUUUUAAAUAAUUUGGUUUGAAUGUUUAAAUAUGAGGCCCUGAAUUCUUUUUUUCUGGCUUAAACUCAGUUUUGUUUGACGUUGUACAGCACUGAUUUGAACAUGAGUUCAGAUCAGCUUUCCUGCUUUAAAAAGUUAAAUAAAUGUGAGCCAGUGUGUUUUUUAUGAAUGUUUUCACAGUUCAUUACAGAAUUUAAAGUUAAGUUGAAUAUUACAUUCUGCUCUUAAAGAGUGGAAGUAAAAUAAAGUCUAUAUUUGAGCUGUAAAAUAGCUUAUGCGGCUGUUGUACAUUUUGCCUAAUAAAUUUUCUAUUUAAUUCUC